UUUAAAAUUUUCAUAUCCCGCUCCUAAUUCCCCCAAUCUCUCUCUCUCUCAAAACCAAAAACAGACUCUGCCCUAGAUAGGCGAAUGGGCGAUUCCCCAAUCGUUCCUCCACAUCACCGAAGAUCUACCAAUUGAUCUGCAUAAAACCUAGAUCGGCGACUCCUUAAUCGUUCCUCUAACCAAUUUCUAUCACACUUUUGCUGUAUCAUGGCACGUAGUACAACAGAUGCCGGUAGAUGUCGUGGUUUUGUGGCAGGAGGUGGCAGAGGGCAAGGAGGCGGCAGGGGGCAAGGUGUGGUCACUGAAGAGAACAUGGCAGCAACAAGAGAAUUGGGCAACAACAAGAGAACAGGGCAGCAACAAGGAUUUAUCACAGAUCAAUAUGGUGGAGGCAGUUUUGCUAAGAAAAAACUAUCUGGAGGCACAUGAGACUUGGGUGAAAUAUGAGGGAUAUCUUUUGGAGAAGUAUGGGGAGGAAAGUAGCGAACACCGAGAACUUGACAAAGAAUUGUGGUACCGAGCUUCCGGGGGAAAGAAGAGAGGAAAAGUAUAUGGGUUAAGCAAUCUUAAGAAUGAUUUUAGUGUUCAGCAUCAUGGCAAACAAGACCAAGAGAUCGAAAGAUUGAACGUGAUUAUCCAAGAUAUAGUGAAAGAAAAUGAAGAAGAACAAGAAAGGUUGAACGAUAUUAUUGCGGAAUUGGUGGUGGAAAAAGAGAAAGAUAAGGCGAGAAAGAGGCUAUGAAUGAGAGGAUGGCAAACAUUGAAGCGAUGCUAAAAGCUAGGUUUCAAAACGUAUAAAUACUUUGUUUUGAAUAUGUAUUUUGUUAUGAUAACUUUGGUAUUUGAUGUUUCAAGUGGGAUGUUUUAUAUAAUUGUGAAAAUUUGAUAAUAUGUAAAAUUUAAAAUUGACAUUA
Messenger RNA from Helianthus annuus (common sunflower), 914 nucleotides. RefSeq lists its product as uncharacterized. The coding region runs from base 227 to 742 and encodes 171 amino acids. Lineage: Eukaryota; Viridiplantae; Streptophyta; Magnoliopsida; Asterales; Asteraceae. The record is from RefSeq and is a predicted model, not a curated record. The transcript has 7 exons.